Messenger RNA from Cygnus olor (mute swan), 357 nucleotides. RefSeq names its product canopy FGF signaling regulator 1 (gene CNPY1). The record is from RefSeq and is a predicted model, not a curated record. Gene Ontology annotation, cellular component: endoplasmic reticulum. Lineage: Eukaryota; Metazoa; Chordata; Aves; Anseriformes; Anatidae.
AUGCCGGGAGAGGUUCUUCUUGCAAAGUCAGAGGGCGACUUAGCGGAAUUGUUGGAAAAUCCCUGUGCUGGACCAGAGGAUGGCCAGCUGCGAGCAGAGCCUCCCACCCAGACAAGGAGAGUCGAGAGAUUUGCUGCUAGGCAAGAAGAGAAAAUCUGGGCAGACUUUAAAAAAUUCUGGGUUUAAGCUGGUGCUUACAAACCUUUGAAAUCUGCGGGUGAAAGUCUCGUAGAGGAGCCUGAAGAUGAAAUAUUCUCACUUAUCGCCCAAGAGGCAGACUAUCUAGCUGACAAGCUGUGCAGUGAAAAAUCAGGUAUUCGCCUCAGUUGUGCCGAUUUUCACAAAAUCUACAUCUGA